AUGCUCUGUUUUUAUAUCGCAGCACCACCAACAACAACAACAACUACAUCAACAUCAACAACAACGACAACAACAACAGCAGCAUUAAAGAGUUGCUUUUUGAAUCAAAUUACGUACUCAACCGAUAGUGGACCAUACUCAGUAACAGUAGUCGAUGUGAAUAAUGACAGCAAACCCGAUAUUGUUGUCCCAAACGAGUAUUCAGCCACCGUCGGUGUUCUUCUCAACAAAGGCAAUGGUACGUUUCUGAAUCAAACUACUUACCCAACUGGCAGUUGGCCAUGCACAUUAGCAGUAGUCGAUAUGAAUAGUGACAAUAAACCCGAUAUUGUUGUCCCAAACUACUGGUCAUACAACAUUGGUGUUCUCCUUAACACAGGCAAUGGGACGUUUCUUCCUCAAACUACUUACUCAACUGGUACUAAUCCAACCUCAGUCGCAGUAGCUGAUAUGAAUGGUGACAAUAAACCCGAUAUUGUUUACUCAAACUACAAUUCGGACGGUGUGGGUGUUCUCCUCAACAAAGGCAAUGGCACGUUUCUCAAUCAAACGACUUAUCCAACCGGCAGUGAGUCAUACUCAGUCGUCGUAGUCGAUGUGAAUGGUGACAACAAACCCGAUAUUAUUGUCGCAAACUACGAUUUGAACAACGUCGGUGUUCUCCUCAACAAAGGCAAUGGCACGUUUCUCAAUCAAAUUACUUACCCAACUGGCACUAAUCCAGACUCAGUCGCAGUAGUGGAUAUGAAUAGUGACAACAAACCGGAUAUUGUUGUCGCAAACGGUGGUUCGAACAACGUCGGUGUUUUCCUCAACAAAGGCAAUGGCACGUUUCUCAAUCAAAUUACUUACUCAACUGGCACUAGUCCAAACUCAGUCGCAGUAGUGGACGUAAAUGGUGACAACAAAUCGGAUAUUGUUGUCGCAAACCGACAUUCGAACAACGUCGGUGUUUUCCUCAACAAAGGUAAUGGCACGUUUCUGAAUCAAACUACUUACUCAACUGACAGUGGUCCAGGCUCACUUACAGUAGUCGAUGUAAAUGGUGACAACAAACCGGAUAUUGUUGUCGCAAACCGAGAUUCGAACAACGUCGGUGUUCUCUUUAACUGUUGA
Messenger RNA from Adineta steineri, 1116 nucleotides. NCBI's taxonomy places the organism in Eukaryota, Metazoa, Rotifera, Eurotatoria, Adinetida, Adinetidae. The record is from the annotation of a GenBank genome assembly.